GCGGCGGGAGCGGGAGCGGGGCCGUGCGGAGCCGGGAGCUGCGGAGCGCGGGGCGGGCACGGCCGGGAGCAGCGGGACUCGGCGCGGGCAGCGAUGCGGCUCCACCGCCGCCCGGGCUCGCCGCCUUCGCCUCCCGCCGGGCGCCGGUGACCGUCACAGCAUCCCCGCCCCGGCGGAAUGAGCCCCGCCGCGCCGCCCCGCCAGCGCCGCGAUCCGGUUGUGUUUCUCUGUUGAUUUUUGUGCCUUUGAAAGCACCUAAACAUAAAUAUACRGGAGAGAGAAUGAAACCAGUUGUCAUUAUCAACAUAAGUUAGAGUGGAGAARAAAUAGCUGAGGACAGCAAUAGGAGAAUUACUGAAGUUUGGAUUGCUGUCUUGAUACUAUAAACCUGCAAUAAGUGGCAAUGUCAAGGGUUCCCACCCCACCUCCUCCUGGGGAGAUGUCCAGUGGACCUGUGGCUGAAAGCUGGUGUUACACACAGGUUAAAGUAGUAAAAUUUUCAUAYAUGUGGACCAUUAAUAACUUCAGUUUUUGCCGAGAAGAAAUGGGUGAAGUUUUAAAGAGUUCUACAUUUUCAUCAGGGCCAAAUGACAAAAUGAAGUGGUGCCUGAGAGUGAAUCCAAAGGGAUUAGAUGAUGAAAGCAAAGACUACUUGUCAUUGUAUUUGCUUUUAGUCAGUUGUCCAAAAAGUGAAGUCAGAGCAAAAUUUAAAUUUUCCCUGCUGAAUGCUAAAAGAGAAGAAACAAAAGCAAUGGAAAGCCAAAGAGCAUAUCGAUUUGUGCAAGGCAAGGACUGGGGRUUUAAGAAAUUUAUCCGAAGAGAUUUUUUACUAGAUGAAGCUAAUGGUCUUCUACCAGAUGACAAGCUUACAUUAUUUUGUGAGGUAAGCGUGGUCCAAGACUCAGUAAAUAUAUCAGGACAGUCUAAUACAAACACUUUGAAGGUACCUGAAUGUCGACUAGCAGAAGAUUUAGGGAAUCUCUGGGAAACAACAAGAUUUACUGAUUGCAGUUUUUAUGUAGGAGGACAAGAAUUCAAAGCUCAUAAAUCUGUCCUUGCAGCACGAUCUCCAGUUUUUAAUGCAAUGUUUGAACAUGAAAUGGAGGAAAGCAAAAAGAAUCGUGUAGAAAUAAAUGAUGUAGACCCUGAAGUUUUUAAAGAAAUGAUGAGAUUCAUUUACACAGGAAAAGCACCAAACCUUGAAAAAAUGGCUGACAAUUUGUUGGCAGCUGCAGACAAAUAUGCACUGGAACGGCUGAAGGUGAUGUGUGAGGAAGCACUCUGUAGUAACCUCUCGGUAGAAAAUGUUGCUGACAUUCUUAUCCUCGCAGAUUUGCACAGCGCUGAACAGCUCAAAGCACAAGCAAUAGACUUUAUUAACAGGUGCAGUGUUCUUAGACAACUUGGGUGUAAAGAUGGGAAAAACUGGAAUAGCAACCAAGCAACAGACAUAAUGGAAACAGCAGGCUGGAAGUCCAUGAUCCACUCCCACCCUCACUUAGUAGCCGAGGCCUUUCGCGCUCUGGCRUCUGCACAGUGUCCACAGUUUGGCAUUCCACGCAAACGGCUAAAACAGUCCUGAAAUCUUCCAUGAACUCUAGAGAAAUUGGACUGACUCCACUCCUYCUUGUCCAGAGGUGUUCUCACAAACCAUAACAAGAGUUUUUGUUAUCCUUGUCCACAGAACAGAAGCUGAAAAAGCCUAUUGUUUGCUUUUCAGAUGGAUAAUUUAUGGUUUAAUCCUCAGCUUUAAAUUAGACUGAAUACUCUAAUUCACUGAAAGGCCUUAAAUUAUCUUCAAUGACUCUCUAGUCCAUAUAGUCUAAUGUAUCUUGAUUUUUUUAUUAUUAUUUUUUAAUGUGCCUUGUCUUUUUGACUAGGCUCUGCAGGAUUGCACUAGCUCCAUAAUGCAGUAAAGUUGAUAACUGAAGAUUAAUUUUUGAAAGGGAUCUUCCAUUAUUUUCAGAAGAGAAAAAAAAAAAAAAAGAUUAUAGUUUGGUCCUGUGCUAACUGGAAGGUUUUGACUGGCCUCUCAUUAAAAGCACUUGAACCAGAGGCACAUCAUGUACCYUAGGCAAGUGCUAAAUAUAGGGAGAGCCUGUUCACCUUCAGCGAAUGCCUACAGRCUAUUUAUGGCAAUAUACUGCUUUGAACAUAAUUUAUUUUUCAUUGUGGGGGCAAAUAUGCAAUGGUUUGRCCCAAAAAUGUAUUUUCAUUACAGUUUGUAAUGCUUAUUAUGUGUGUGUCAAAGCUGUCCAGGCGGUGAAAGGAAACACAGAAUAAACCUCUUGCUUGUGUUUCUCUACGGUCCAUCAUUAGUUUACAUUUAAUGCAGAACUGAACGAGAGGUGAAAGAGUUCAAUGUGAAAAGGAAUAGCAUUGUACAUGGAAUAAAUAAAUCCCAACGUAUGGUUGCAUAGAAAAGUCAAGGAUGCAUAGAAUGACCAAAUGUAAAUUGAGGAAAUGGGCCAAAUGGAUUCUGAAUAUGCACUUUUAAUGUGUAACUUUUGUAUGUUGUGUGGUACAUAUAUAUUUUGCUUUUGAUGAAUUAAUGAGGUACAGGUAAUUGUGGCUUAACUUUUUAGAUACAUUUUAAGAUGCCCACAGCCACAUGGGAUUUAGUUUUGUUAGAAAAGAAAGGCAUGUCUUUUUAAGACUCAAUUGAAGGUGGCUAUUGCGAGCUUUCAUAUUUAAGUAACAGAAUAUUUUCGCUUAUUUGAAAAAGGCAUGUGAAUGGUAAAAACUUYGAAGGGAUUUUUCCCAUCUUGACGUACGUGCACGGCUUCCACGAACACCUGGGGGAGGCUGUGCACACAUCGAGGAGUAUUUCCCUGAAAUGUCAGAUGGUAUUUGCAAGCAGAGACUUGCUCAGUCUUGCAUUUCAGUUAUUGUACUAGCAUUGUGGAUGGUAUUGAAAUUCUGCAUAAUGUGAAAAGGAUGAAACAUUUGUAAACUGCUUGUCACGGGCCAGUUCUUUAUUAUAUGAACCUUAGCUUUAAUAUCAACAUCCUCAGUGUUUGAUAGCUUUGUUUACAAUUGGGAGGAAAAGUCUGCAGUGGUGCACACUCUAAAUGUUCCCUGAGUUAUUGCAUUGAGUUUACUGUAAUAGUGAUAAUAUGCUGUAUUUCUUUUUUUGGGGGAAGGCUUGGGUUUUGCAGUGGGGAAUGGGAGGAGAUCUCACCUAAUUUAUAAACCUCUUUGCAUAAGGGUUUGAGUUUGCCUAUUAGAAAAAGUCAUGCAGGGAGRAGAGAGGAGGAAUUUCAGGUUGUUUCUCCAUCCUCAUUUCACYGAGAUUCAUCUGACUUCCUCUGAAUUAAUUUUUUAGAGGAAAAAAAAUACCAUUUUAUACUUUGGCAUCUAGUAAACCACUUACAAAGGURAAUUGGAAAAUAAUGCCCAGUUCAAUUUUGAAGAUUAAAACCUCUAAAACAUUCAUUUUCUUCUUUCCCUCUAACUAAAUCUUUAUGAUGGCUAAAGUGUAAAAUCAGAAAUUUUAAUAAUACACGAGGCAUCAAAUCAUAUAUUUACAGAGAUUUAUCAAUUUUUAAAUAUUUGYCUAAGAUAAGAUCUCAAGCAUUCUCCACAAUAGGAGGUGAAAGUGUUUUUUUCCAAAAUCAUUAUGUUUUUGCUGCACUGUGUAAUGUGUUGGGACUACAGCUCCUCAUCCUCAUCACUGUAAARGUCGCAGCUCUCACGUGCAAAGUGACUUGAAUAUUUAAUGCUGUAAUGUUUGCCAGGUCAGCCUGUUCUAAAGUAACAACAUGCAGUAAUCAGAAGGAAAGCUUAAGGAUUUCUAGAAUUUUUUUUCUAAAAAGCCUAAUAGCACACCUUGUACCAAAAAAAAGUCAGACACUGUGCUGUGAUAUCAUCUGCAUCACARAGUGUCCCCUCCUGGAGCCAGGCAGUGUGAAUCACAUGUUAAACUAACAGGAAAGAGCCCUCUGCUGAUCGAUCUGUUCAGAUUGGACUUUAUUUAUUUAUGUUUUCAAGUUCUGUCAGAUCUUGAGAAAAAGGUAAAGCAGUUGCUGUAUUCUUAAGUGAGUGCACUAAUUAUUCACCUCUUUAAUUACCUACAUGCAGUGUUCUCACUGGAACGGGACAGCUGGUAAUUACAACCUUCCCCUUCGGAUUCAGUAGCUCACUUUCAUUCCCCACAUGUCAAGAACUUGCCCUUCAAARCCUCAGUUGGAAGUGCAGCAGAUGGAGAGCGAUCCAAUAAUCAAUGGUCAGGUUUUUCCAGGCUGAAAUCUUGGGGGUUUUUGCUCGUUUUYCCCUCCAGGUUAGGAUUAUGCCGUAUGAAGGUGCCAUGUUUUGGCUUGCCAACACURCUCUCUCAGAUAGAUGUGAACCACCACUUCCAUGCUUUUCUGGGGAGAACCCUGCAUGUGUCCUGUGUGUGCGUGCGUGUGUGUGUGUGUGUGUGACUGUGUGGUGUUUUUUGUCCAGGGUGACUUUCUAAAAAUAAGGACUCAAUUUGCUGUUAAAAUGCUGUUAUGUAUUAUAUAUAUAAUUUUUUUUUUCUCCAUUCAGACCUCUCCUAAGGAGAUGCUUUGGGUGGAAGUUGCUUCAAUAAAUWAUCCUUAUUUCCUAGUCCAUUUACUGCAUGCAGAAGUAUGAACACAUUGUGCCUUUUUAGGAAACUGUUGCAAUGAAGGGGAGAUUUUAACAGGGUGCAAGGUCUUUGUAAAACGUAUUUUUAAAGGUGAAGAAGAGUGCUCCUUGGUACACARUUGGGAUGGAAAAGUUACAAGUUGCAUUUGAUCUCUGUUGCAUGUUGAUUCUUGCUUCCUAAAUUSAAUUUCACCGAGGUACAAACUACACAAACAAGUGAAAUAAGUAUUACAGAUACAAGUUGAGUAAUGGUAUAUUUUUGUGAAAUUGUGAUAAUACUUGCUGUUACAAGCUAAGUGUAUGUCAAAAUGUGAUAAUCAUGGACACAAAGUUACUCUAGUUCUGAUGUUUUUCUAAACAUUGAGUAUUUAGUAUAAAAAUCACCUUGCACAGGAGAUCAGUAGAAGACCUAYAUGGAGAUUAUGUUCCUUUUAAAUCCUCACAGCAAGGCUUCUCCCUUGGGAGAAUAAAAGCCACGUGCAGUAUUUGAAACUGUGUUUCAUAGAAGGCAUUGAAUUGCAGAUGUGAGGUACUGCUACCUGAAAUGUUGUCGAAUUUUGUUAAGUUUUAAAGUUGGUUAAAAUUCCUAACCUUAAUUGUUUUUUUGGUUUUUAUUUUUUUUUGUAAUUGACAAAUGGAAUGUUACCUUCCUCUUUGUCUGGUGUCAAUAGUGUAUUUAGUGCAGAGCUUAGCUCCUUAGCCAGCCAAGACACCGAGUCUCAUAACUUGGCUUCUGCUUACAGUAAAUGGACUAUGUUUGUAAAGGGAAUUCACUAUUUCAAGUGUUUUGCAAGGAACUUCACUGUAUUUGUAAMAUGGUUUUUGAAGGCUUAAGAUCAAUGAGUCCUAUUUUAGAAGUUAAACCAGUGAAAUGACUUGGACCUGUUUUGGGGUGGAAAUGAUAGAGAAUUCAGAUAUGUAAACAGUUGUAUCAAACCAUCCAGCCUUUUUUUAUCAGCUGAUGUUAAUGGUGAAAUACUUUUUGUACCUUGUUGCUGAAAAUAUUUUUGCGUUUCAGCACAUCAAGUUACAAUAAAGUUGUUACUUAUACAGAA
Messenger RNA from Malurus melanocephalus (red-backed fairy wren), 5666 nucleotides. RefSeq names its product speckle type BTB/POZ protein like (gene SPOPL). The coding region runs from base 404 to 1582 and encodes 392 amino acids. Gene Ontology annotation, cellular component: nucleus; cytoplasm. NCBI's taxonomy places the organism in Eukaryota, Metazoa, Chordata, Aves, Passeriformes, Maluridae. Gene Ontology annotation, biological process: proteasome-mediated ubiquitin-dependent protein catabolic process; regulation of proteolysis. The transcript is spliced from 12 exons. Gene Ontology annotation, molecular function: ubiquitin protein ligase binding. The record is from RefSeq and is a predicted model, not a curated record.